AUUAAACACUUCCCGUCCAGUCCAUGUAUAUAAACGGCCGGACGGGAGCAGUGCAGGGGUGGGUGGCCGUUUAUAAAUGUCCUCCCCGCUUGUGCACGCUCCCUGGGAGCGCGCAGCACUGCGAUCCGAUCGCUGCACGGGACCUCUGUGUGAGGUCCCGAUCAUGUGAUCACUGAUUGGCCAAUCAGUGAUCACAUAAAGAGUAGUAAGCAGGAUGUCACUUCUGACAUCAUUGUUUACUACGUGUGAAAUCUGUGAAUGAUCACAGAGGUCACAUGGUACAGGGC
Staurois parvus is the source of this 287-nucleotide messenger RNA. NCBI's taxonomy places the organism in Eukaryota, Metazoa, Chordata, Amphibia, Anura, Ranidae. The record is from the annotation of a GenBank genome assembly.